Cygnus olor (mute swan) is the source of this 2728-nucleotide messenger RNA. RefSeq names its product PDZ and LIM domain 2 (gene PDLIM2). The record is from RefSeq and is a predicted model, not a curated record. Gene Ontology annotation, molecular function: muscle alpha-actinin binding; actin binding. The transcript has 8 exons. Gene Ontology annotation, cellular component: stress fiber; filamentous actin; Z disc. The coding region runs from base 697 to 2376 and encodes 559 amino acids. Gene Ontology annotation, biological process: heart development; muscle structure development; actin cytoskeleton organization. Lineage: Eukaryota; Metazoa; Chordata; Aves; Anseriformes; Anatidae.
ACGAGUGAUGGGCACGGCCUCGCCACCCAGGGAUGCUGCCCCAGGCAGGGGUUGGGGAGGGGGUUUGGGGUUUCCUCCCGCCGCUGCAAAGCCCAGCCCAGGAAAUUCUUCCGGGCAGCCUCUCAAGCCCCUCUUUGUGAGCCUGGGAUUUUUAAAAUGCCUUCCCCGGCGGUUGCGGACGCGGUGCCCAGCUCCCGGGGCUGCCUCGGGACAAGGGGACGGGGACGGGGCUGCGCCGCGGGGCAGGGAGCGAGGCUGCCAGACCCAACCUUUAGGGCAGGGGCUGCCCCUUCCCACUGAUGCCACCAAAACCGAGGGCUGCCACGCUCCCUACACACCACGGCGACCCCACGCCACCCGUGGGGGACACCCUCAGCAUCCUCCAGCACCCGCUGGGCUGCAGGGCGGGGGACUUGGUACGGGUCCCCCGGGGCCCGGGCUUGCGCCUCCUUCCCCAGCUGGCCGCAGCCUCCCCUCCAAACCCCGCUGGCUUGGCCCUGCCGCGCCGUGCCGCCCGCCGGCCUCGCUGCCAAGGCGCCGAUUUCCUGCCUCGCACGAGGCCCCGGGGCGACCUUUAUCGGGGAUUGCAGUGAUAGGACGCAGGGUGACGGCUUUAAACCAAGAGAGGGGAGAUUGGGGUUGGAGACUGGGAAUGGGUCCCUUCCAACCCAGCCCAUCCCAUGGUUCUGUGGUGCCAUGAUUCCCCGAUUCCAAGAUUCCCUGAUUGACUCCCUAACUGAUCCCCCGAUCCCCAUGCCCCACAGUUCCAUGAGCACACAGCCCGGGGACCCCCUCGUCUCCACGGGGCCGCGGUGGGGAGGAAGCCACCGGCUUCAUCCGGGGCCAGGGGGGCGGCGAGAGGAAGCGGUGGCUGCUGGCACCCUGCGACGGCGCGAAGGCGCGGGUCCCCUCCCCGGAAGGAAGGCGCCACCAGGGCCCAGCACCCCGCUGCCGGGACCCCUGCGGUGUGGGGCUGGGGGCUCCCCCCUACCCCAUCCCCUCAGCACCCCAGAUUUCCCGACGCCGCAGCCCCCUGUCCACGCAGAGCCGCCCGCUGCCAUGCCGGUGACCGUGACCUUGGCCGGCCCGGCCCCGUGGGGCUUCCGCAUCACGGGGGGAAGAGAUUUCGGGAAGCCCAUCACCGUCUCCAAGGUGAUGGAGCAGGGGAAGGCGGCCGCGGGCGACCUCCGCCCGGGGGACGUCAUCGUCUCCAUCAACGGGGAGAGCGCGGCCGAGAUGCUCAACGUGGAGGCGCAGAACAAGAUCAAGCAGAGCCCCGGGCAGCUCCGGCUGCAGGUGGAGAGGCUCCUGCUGCCCUCUCCCAGCCACACCAACGGGGACAGCUCUCCGGACAGGCUGGCCGCACGCUUCCAGGACACCGUGAGGAUGCGGGAGGAAGGCUCCUGGAGACCCCCGCCCUUCGCCCCCCGGCCCGUCAGCCCCAUCUCCCCCAGCCCGAGGCUCGCCGAUGGCCGGGGCGAGCUGGGGCUCGGUGGCCACAGCUCCCAGCCCCUGCCCAGCGCGCCCGAGGAGCUGCCACGUCCCGGCCUGCCCCAGGAGCCAGGAAGCCUGAGCCACCGCAACAGCUCCCCGGGGCCUCUCCUGCCUCCUUCCCCCCAGCCACCAUCGCCACCAAACCUCUGGGAGACGGGCAGGGAGCAGCGCCCGUCUUCGCCCUCCCCCGGCCCCCGCAACAGGUACGGAGCAGGUUUUUUUGGCCAGGAUGGAGGCAGGAAAGCCCCCAGCCCACCCGGCGUGGGUUCAACCUCUCCGAGGGAGCCCUGCAAAGAGUUAACGCACCUGCGAGGCAGGUCGGGGUGUGGGAGGUUUUUCGGGCAGGCUGGGGCAGGUGCGGGCAGCGGGUGCAGCGCGGCCGAUUCGGGUGCCCGGAGCCCCCCCGUCCCUUCCCCGCGGUGCCGUUCCCCCAGCCCGGGCCCCGAGCCGGCCAUGCGGCGCUUGGAGGAGGACUCGGAGGUGUACAAGAUGCUGCAGGAGAACCGGGAGCUGCGGGCGGCCCCGCGGCAAUCCAGCACCUUCCGCCUGCUGCAGGAGGCUCUGGAGGACGAGGGCGGAGCCGGCCCCGCAGCCCCCUUCCCCAGCCGGCUCUCGCCCAGCGCCCGCAAGCCGGUGGCCGGCGUCCAGAAGCUGCACACGUGCGAGAAGUGCGGCAGCAGCAUCGCGACGCAAGCGGUGAGGAUCCAGGAGGGUCGCUACCGGCACCCGGCCUGCUACGCCUGCUCCGACUGCGGCCUCAACCUGAAGAUGCGGGGACACUUCUGGGUGGGCGACGAGAUGUACUGCGAGAAGCACGCCCGCCUGCGCUACCAGGGCACCCCGGGGGGGCCCAGCGCCCCCCCUGCACCCACCCCAUCCUGAGCCCCCGCUGCCACCCGCGUCCCCUGCCGCCGCGGGGAGCAGAGGGCACCCGCGGCACCCCGGUGGCCCCGCUGCUUUGGUGGGGUGGGGGCACCUGGGGGGCCAUGGCCAGGUUGGGUGUGCGAUGAGCGGGGUCGGGUCUCGGCCUGGCCGUGCCCUGGGGUCCCUCGCUGUCACCGCCGGCACCCACGGGGACGCGGGGGACACAGGGGACGUGGGGGACACGGGGCACGUGGGGACGCUUGAGCACAUAGGCACCGGAGAGGGGGCUGGCACCGCUUCGCACCCUGCCUUCGAAGGGCUGCUCCGAGGUAUUAAAGCAGAUCUCUAUAUAAAUAUAAUAUAUACCUGC